Messenger RNA from Rhododendron vialii, 1621 nucleotides. RefSeq names its product probable aspartyl protease At4g16563. Bases 25 to 1470 code for a protein of 481 amino acids. Gene Ontology annotation, cellular component: extracellular region. Gene Ontology annotation, molecular function: aspartic-type endopeptidase activity. Gene Ontology annotation, biological process: proteolysis. The transcript has a single exon. The record is from RefSeq and is a predicted model, not a curated record. NCBI's taxonomy places the organism in Eukaryota, Viridiplantae, Streptophyta, Magnoliopsida, Ericales, Ericaceae.
CUUUAUAACAAAUGAAAACAAGAGAUGAUUUCUCCCCUCACCUCAAUCACACAAACAAAAAAAGCUGCCAUGGCUUCACCUUCCCCUUCUCUCCUCUAUCUCUUCACUCUCCUCUCUCUUCUCACCCUACCCCCUUCCACAACACAAACCACCAUAACCCUCUCUCUCUCCCCACCAGCCAAACCCCCACACACAAACCCAUGGCAAAGACUCAGCCACCUUGCUUCCUCAUCCAUAGCCAGAGCCAGCCACCUCAAACACCCCCGCAAGAACUCCUCCCUGACCGAAAUACCCCUCUUCCCCCACGCCUACGGCGGCUACUCCGUCUCUCUCGGCUUUGGCACGCCCCCGCAAACCCUCUCUCUCCUCUUGGACACCGGCAGCAGCCUCGUUUGGGUCCCAUGCACAACCCACUAUGCUUGCACCAAAUGUGACUUCCCAAACAUAAACCCGACAAACGUCUCAACCUUCAUACCCAAAAGGUCCUCCUCGGCCAAGAUUCUGGGCUGCAAGAACCCGAAAUGCGAGUGGCUUUUUGGGCCGGGCAUCCGGUCCAAGUGCGAAGACUGCGCCGAAGGGUCCGGAAACUGUACCCGGAUUUGCCCCGCGUAUGGGAUUCAGUACGGGUCCGGGUCGACAUCGGGCAUACUCCUCUCCGAUACCCUGGAGCUCCCCGAUAAAUCUGUGGAAAAUUUUCUCGUUGGGUGCUCCAUUUUCUCGACCCAACAACCCUCUGGCAUUGUUGGGUUCGGGCGGGGGCUGGAGUCGCUCCCAGCCCAGAUGGGUCUCAAGAAAUUCUCCUACUGCCUCAUUUCUCACCGGUUCGACGAAGAACCGGAGAGUAGCGACCUUAUUCUCACGACUGGGUCCCAUUAUGGCGUGACUAAGACCAACGAAGGUCUCGGUCUUAGUUACACGCCAUUUGUCAAAAUCAAAUUGGGUAAGGAUUCAGCGUUUGAGGAGUACUAUUACGUGAAUCUAAGGAAAAUUACGGUGGGUGGGAAACACGUGAGGGUACCGUACGAUCUGCUGGUGCCGGGAUCGGACGGCCACGGUGGGACGAUCGUGGAUUCGGGGACCACAUUCACUUUUAUGGAGGGUAAAGUGUAUGAAGCUGUGGCACGAGAGUUUGAAAGGCAGAUGGUACAUUAUAGCAGGGAUGCUGGCGUGGAAAAUCAGUCCGGGUUUAGGCCGUGUUACAAUGUUUCGGGUGGGGAGGAGGUGGUGUUAUUAUUUCCGGAAUUGGUUUUCCACUUUAAGGGCGGCGCGAAGAUGGAGCUGCCGCUGGCGGAUUAUUUCUCGUUGGUUGGCGAGUCAAAGGCGGUGUGCAUGACAAUCGUGACGGAUACGGGCGGGGAUAUCACAGGAGGGCCGUCGAUUAUUUUGGGGAAUUACCAGCAGCAGGAUUUUUAUUUGGAGUAUGAUUUGGAAAAUGAGAGGCUAGGGUUUCGGAAACAAACAUGUAAAUGAGAGAGACCAUACAUUAUUUGGUUCUAAAAGUUGUUUUCAUCAUGUGUUACAACUGUUACACGUACAAUAAUAGCUGGAGGUUGAGCUCAAACUUUGAGUGUGUAAGCAAUAAAUACAUCUAGAAAUGACAUAGUGCUUAGAAUUACCAGCA